This is a messenger RNA of Salvelinus namaycush (lake trout), 696 nucleotides long. RefSeq names its product receptor expression-enhancing protein 6-like. NCBI's taxonomy places the organism in Eukaryota, Metazoa, Chordata, Actinopteri, Salmoniformes, Salmonidae. Bases 1 to 696 code for a protein of 231 amino acids. The record is from RefSeq and is a predicted model, not a curated record. The transcript has 6 exons.
AUGGGUAUCUCAGAAGUACUUAACAAACUUCGAGAUCGCGCAGAUAAAUUUCUAAAUGAGAAAAACAUGGUGACAGAUUUCCUUGGAAAACUGGAGGAGAAAACGGGAAUCAAGAAAAAAAUGAUUGCCCUAGGUGCAGUGUCUCUGACGGGACUGUAUUUGGUAUACGGCUAUGGCGCCUCCCUCCUCUGUAACAUGAUUGGAUUUGUGUAUCCUGCAUAUUACUCAAUCAAAGCCAUCGAGAGCACAAACAAAGAAGAUGACACAAAAUGGCUGACCUAUUGGGUGGUCUACGGAAUCUUCAGUUUGGCAGAAUUCUUCUCUGACAUCUUCCUCUACUGGUUUCCUUUCUACUAUGCUUUCAAGUGCCUGUUCUUGUUGUGGUGCAUGGCCCCCGUCACAUGGAACGGCUCUCAGAUUCUGUACAACCGGGUGGUGCGGCCCUUCUUCCUCAAGCACGAGGCCACCGUGGACAGCAUGGUCAAUGACCUCAGCGGGAAGGCCAUAAACGCAGCCGAGUCUGUCACCAGAGAAGUCCUUCAAUCACUGGUGAAAAACAAGACUUUAGUACCACACGCAUCAGGGGCCAAAGGCUUACCCAGCGCAUCAGGGGCCAAAGGCUUACCCAGCACAUCAGAUGCAUCAGGGGCCAAAGGCUUACUCAGCACAUCAGAAUCAGCUUGCCUUCAGAAAUGA